AUGCUGGCGCGCAGUACAGUGCUGUCGCUGUGGGGGUACUCGGGGAACAUGCCGCUCGAUGCCGCCCUCCCUGGCUGCUUCAUUCCCGGGCAGGAUGUUGUUAUCCCGCCCGUUUUGCUGCCCGAGGUGUAUGAGGCGGCCAUGGGCGUUCAAGGAGAAAACGGGCAGCCUGGUGGCCGGGAUAUUUUCUUUUUCUUCCGCGGAUUUGAUGGGCGGGACGUGGAGCCGGUGUUGGGCUUUAAGUACUCGUUUGGGGUGCGGCAGGCCCUGUUUAACUGGUUUGACUCGCUUGACUCCGCUGCUGCUGUGCCCAAGGGGUUUGUCAUAGAACGCACACCCGGGGAAGGGGAUUUUGGGGAGGGGCAAGGAGGAGUGGGAGGGGAGACGGGGGGAGGGGGAGGGUACUUGGAGCGGAUGGCUCGGUCGGUGUUCUGUCUGGUGGCAGGGGGGUGGGGUGCUGAUGAGACAGCCACUCAGGCGGUGACACUUGGGUGCAUCCCAGUGAUUAUACAGCCCAAUGUGAGCAUGCCAUUUGAAGGGGAUGGUUUUUUGGACUGGGACGACUUUUCAGGCAUGGCGAGCGGAGGGGAGGCCGGGGUGGCGGUCGCAGAUCCGCGGAGCGGAGGCGGGCAGCGGGACGACGAGCGUAUGGAGCGACACGACGAGGCAUUCCAUGCUGACGUGGAAGAGGCGGAUGAUGACGGGAUGAUGGACCACUUGAGCGACCCGGGUGUUUAUUUCCAGCAGGAGACCGCGAACGAGGCGGCGCUGUCGCAGGCCAUGCGAUGGUGCAACCCGGACGACGACGUCGCGAACAAGUCCAACUAUUCGCACACGACGCCGGUCAGCCCUACCGCCGGAGAUCUCGAUGGUUCUCCUGGAGAGGAUCGCGGGGACGCGGAGUUGGCGCGCGAGGAGGCAGAGAAGCGCACGUCGCUAAGUGACGCGUCGGUGGAGAAUGUCGCCCUUUGGAGUCGCAGUCGCACGACGAUGGAGCACGACGACUAUGCGCACAUGUUCGACGCGCACGGCGGACUGCAGCCCGACGGCGACCGCGGUAAGAUCCGCGCAGACGGGGACGGGGGAGACGAGGGGGGAGAGAGGGAAGAGAGGGAAAGGUUCGAGGAGGAUAGGGACGAAGCGUGUGGUUAUCGGGAUGGGACGGGAGCAGACAGAUUCGGCGCGGAUGGAGACUACGAUGACGAUGACGAUAACGAUAACCGUCACGGGAACGAUGACGUCAUGGGGUUCCAGUUCUGGCGCACGUCGCUUCCGCAGGACGGCAGCGCAGACGGGCAGCACGCGGACGAUGCGGAGUCGGCGCACGCGGCGGAGUACGGUACCAUGUGGCACAAUAUGACAGGGCACCUCGAGAACAUGAAAGAUGACUGGGCGGAGGCGCAGGCGGUGGCGGAAGGGGAGGCGGGGAGCGGGGGCGAGGCGGAAGCCGACGACGAUACGCGGAGCCAGGCGUCCGCGCAUUCCGACACGGCGCUGCUCCUGGAUCACCUGCAGCUGGGGGUGUCGGGGCCGCUGUCGGUGCUGCCGUGGGACGAGGAGGCGGAGGAGGAGGCGGCGCAGGAGGCUGCGCGGGAUGCGCGGGAGGAGAUUCGCGCGGCGCGGGCGGAAAUGUACUUCAGCCCGGAGGGGGAGGAAGCGGAAGCGCCAAGAGGGGGAGAAGAGCCGUUUUCCUUGGGCCCGUCCGCCGUUGACGCCAGGGGCGCGGAUGGCCUUCCGCAGCGGGACGCUUCCGCCAUCCCCGCCGGAGAGGACGUUGGCGCGGGGGAUUCCGCAGCCAGUGAGGGCGCAACCAGCGACCAGGCGGGGCGGACCGAGCCCCGCUCGGACAUGCUUCUUCCGCGCAUCCGCACCACGGGGGACCUCCUCCUCGCCUGUCCGCCCACAGGCGCAUCUUCCCCCGUCGGCGCAGCGGCAGCUGGCGCGGACGCCAUUGCGGCGGACGCGCAAUCCAUGCCGGAGCUGGGGGACGUGCAGCUCUCCGCAGUGGAAGGAAGCGCAGGCGCGGGGACCAUCGGCUCGGGGGAGGGCAUUGGCGGAGCGUCCGCGGGGAAAGCGGCAGGUGUGGCGGGAGGAGAGGCGAAGGAGGCGGGGAAGGCGGGGGAGAUGACGGCGAUGUGGCUGGCGGGCAUCCCGCGCGUGGAGGCGUGGGUGCGGUGCCUCCCGCGCGGGCAGUGGGAGCCGUCUGAGAGCAUCGAGCACUGGAGCAGCAUCGGCAGCAGCAAGGGCGGCGGCGGCGGAAGCAGCAGCAGCGCGCAACUCCCGCCCCAUUCCCCUCCGGCACCCCACCACCACCACCACCAUUCCUCCAGCGGCAUGAGCAAACGCUCCAUGUCGCACGGCCACAUGCACGGGGGGGGCGCGGCGGCGGCGGGGAACCUGCAGGCCGCGGUGGCGGUGGGGGCGGCGGCGGCGGCGGAGCAUGCGGGGAGGGUGGUGCGCGGGCUGGACAAGCACGCGGCGGCCGUGUACCUGUCCAUGCGCGGGCUGCUGGUCGUUCCGCCGCUGGGGGCGUUCUCGUCGCUCAAGACGCUCGACCUGUCGCGCAACAACAUCAGUGAGUGGGGUGUGCGGCGUGCGUGCUGCUCUGCGUGUGCAAACUUGCCAUUCCCCCCACCUCCCCCCCCCCUCGCCAAGUCUCCUCUCCACCCCCCCAUGCCCUCGUCGUCGGUGGCAACGGGAGUGCUGCCGCGGUCGCUGCACAUCCUGGACCUGUCGCACAACCGCCUGGCCGCCGUGGAGGGGCUGCGAGAGCUCUCACGCCUCAAAGUGCUCAACCUCUCCAACAACCGCCUCGCCCGCAUCGGCCACGGGCUGUCGGGAUGUGUGGCGCUGAGGGAGCUGUACCUGGUGGGCAACAGGGUGGGCGAGGUGGAGGGGCUGCACCGCCUGCUCAAGCUCACCGUGCUCGACCUGGGCGCCAACAAGGUCACCACCACCAAGGCCCUCGGCCAGCUCGCUGCCAACUACGCCUCGCUGCGCGCACUCAACCUCGCGGGGAACCCCAUUCACGUGAACCUGGGGGACGAUGCGUUCAAGCGCUACCUCAUCGGCCUGCUGCCGCAGCUGCUGUACCUGAACCAGCGCCCUAUCAAGACGCCCUCGUCACGCGAUGCGCUCUCCGACCCGCUCAAAUCGCGCGGGGCCGGCGCGCCCCAGCUGCACCACGGGCACUCUUCGCGCUCUGCCUCCCGCACUGUUGGUACCAGCACCUCACGGCACCGCACUGGUGGGAGCAGCAGCAGUGGGCUCCGGAAGGCUGCGACGGGAGGGACGAGCGGGUCGGCGAGUGGAGGGGGGUCGAAGGAUGGGCACCACAGGACGCACCAUGGGUCGAGCAGUGGGGCUCACCAUUCGUCGCGCACUCGCACGGCCACGGGCGGGCACUCGACGCAUCGGAGUAGGUCGGGCGUGGCUAGUGGGAGCAGUGCAGGAGUGGGGGAGAAGUCUCGGCACCACCACCAUCAUCACCAUUGA
This is a messenger RNA of Closterium sp. Naga37s-1, 3495 nucleotides long. NCBI's taxonomy places the organism in Eukaryota, Viridiplantae, Streptophyta, Zygnematophyceae, Desmidiales, Closteriaceae. The record is from the annotation of a GenBank genome assembly.